Zeugodacus cucurbitae (melon fly) is the source of this 3870-nucleotide messenger RNA. RefSeq lists its product as uncharacterized. The transcript has 6 exons. The record is from RefSeq and is a predicted model, not a curated record. The coding region runs from base 230 to 1531 and encodes 433 amino acids. NCBI's taxonomy places the organism in Eukaryota, Metazoa, Arthropoda, Insecta, Diptera, Tephritidae.
GUUAACUCUCGAAUUAACCCCGAUUAAAGCAGUUAUUCCGAGUUAACGCCGCAGUCUGCCUGUUAUCUUCCGUCGAUGUGUGGAAAUAGGCCAUAAGAAAUUCCUAACGUUAUAUCGUUUAUCAAUACCAUUGGUAUUUUUUAUCGACUUUUAUAGUUGGUGUUGUUUACAAUUCACUAAGCUUAUCAUAAAUAUUGUAUUUAGAGGAUAAUAAAAAUAUUUAUCUAAAAUGGAAAAUGAGACAGAUUGUAUUGCCAGUGGUCCAAUAGGUUCGGCAGCACCGAGGGAUUCUAUUAGUAGCGCUGGUUCUUCGUUAUCUGUUAGUAGUGCGUCAAUGUCUACUAAAACGGCACUGAAUGAAUGUUCCCUGGCUUGGAUAAGUUAUCUCAAUGCUUUGAAUAGCUUAUGCAGCGCUGGAAGUAAACUAGGAAGUACAAUGACGGUACUGGAGCAGUGCGGGUUAUUUGGAGAAAAAGCGCCUAAGGGAUAUGCUGAAAAAAACUUUUUUCAUAAUCACCCAUCCUCUUACUUAACACAUUAUUGGAAUGAUUUAGCCAGAGCAACCGCAGUGGCUACAAGUACUGUGAAAGCGCAUAUCAUGGGACUUUUACAAGAAUUUGUUGUGUUAUCAACAGUUGACCCGUCCCCUAUUUGUGAAAUAGAACAAAAACGCAUAAGAGAUCACAACGAACUUAUAAUUAUGGAGAAUGCACAAGCUAUGAUAAAUAUUCAACAUCAAUUCUGCGCCGCGAGUUAUGAUGCCUUUUCAUCUUUAACGUGCUGUUUUGUCUGUCAAUCACCUGUAGGUUUUCCUCAUGAAUCGGAAUGUAUAAUGAUUAAGCAAAGUAGAUCAAAUACUGACGCUCGAUCUCAAACUCCCUCACCGAACUUUGGUGGAAUUAGCAAGCCAGACUCUUCUAGAGGUAGUUGCAUAACAGAUCAGCGGUCACAUUUCCAAAGUUCUUUAACUGGCCAGCAACUAGAUCAAUCCACAAUAUUUACAUAUUUUAUAGAUUCGAUGGAUCCCACUCGCGGACCUUCGCCACUUCAGGCUAUAUUUGAAAAUACGAAAGGUCCGUUACCAAAUCCAGGGCACUUGCUUGCAAUGAAAAGUCCAUUUUGUAAAGGAGGGAGGUCCCCAUUUAACAUUCCUUUAUUUCCGUUGAACGGGCAACGUAGAUGGUCUGAGGCCGCUGCUGGAGAAGUAACAGAUGAAAAUUCAACAGAUGUCGAAAGCCAGAUGAGACGUUGGUCUAUGCCAUGGGAAGCGGUGAAAACUGAUCAAAAUACGGUCACAUGGUAUCAAACUCGAAUAAUGCCCAUAAAUAAUAUAAGCUUACUUAAUCACAAAACGCCAUGUUCUGAUCGAAGCAUAUCCAAUACACCGGAUCUAAACUGGCAAUCUUGUGCAACAAGUCACGAUGGAUUGACGGAAGCAAUUCAGCUCCUCUCCUGCCGACCUUCAAGAAUACAAGCUCAAGUUUUACAAGGAUACACUUCGCAGCACACUAAUAUUCAAAACAUUGAAUAGUGUUUUUAUACAUAUGCUUAAAUUAAUACUUUUGCUCAAGUUAUAACUGAGUUGUAACGCAAGUUAAGAAAUAUGUACAAUUAUUAGCGCUUAUAAUAUAUGUAUGUAUGUACCUUUCAGUAAAAUUUGCAUUAGAUCUAUGUUGUUGUCCAAUUGUUGAGCCUAAUUUACCAAUCAGUUAGACAAUUAAAUUUUCCAAUUAUUCCAAGUGUCUCUUGUUAACGCGUUAAACUUCUUCACUUAGCAAUGGAUCUUCCAGUAAUAUUUUGCUCCAGCAUACGUCACAAAACUCAUCCAGUAAUGGUUUAAAAGAAAUAUUCCUGGUUUCAUAGCAUAGCUACAGUCAUUGGCCUUCUGGAUGUCCAGAUUUGGAUCCAUUGAACUACAGUUUGUGAUCACACUUGGGGAACAUGGUCUGUAUUAAUAUAUUACACGGGUCAACACAAAAUUUGACCUUAACUUUAAAGCAAUAAAUUUCCAUUGUUUAGGUCUUAAUUAGACGAAAAAAAUAUAUGCCAUGAAAAAGUUUGCUUUUUUAUUUAGGACACCGUUUUAACGAUAUUUUUUAAAAUAUGUGGUUUUAAUUUUUAAUUGAAAAUAAAAUCACUUAAUGAAACAUUUUAAUUAAGUUUUACUAUCAAAAUAACUUACAAAAAAGUAAAAAGUAACUUAAAAGUGCACACUUUUACUUUUUUUAUGUUCAUAGGUACUAUCUCUUAAUAAACCCCAAGUAUAGUCUCCCAUCAUGUUUUCAUUGUAUUGGCCUUGAUAACGUUGUUCGAAGCUCAUAAUGUCCUGGUGAAAACUUUCUCCUUGCUCUUCUGAAUACGCUCCCAUGUUGUUUUUGAAUUUAUCUAAAUGAGCAUGCAGCAUAUGUACUUUUAAUGACAUUCUGCAGCACAUGGCCUCAAAUUUUUGUAGCAUAUUUUCAACAAGGUUUUCGUAGUUUUCGGCUUUGUUGUUUCCUAAGGAUCCAGAAACGACUGCUUAGAAACUGUUCCAACUCGCUUUUUGAAUACGAUCCAUCAAUGUUGGAAAUUUCUGAUCGGCGAAAAUCUGUCUGAUUUGCGGACCAAUAAAAACCCCGGCUUUAACCUUUGUUUCGGAUAACUUCGGGAAAAAACUUUUUUAAGUAUUCAAAAGCUUCUGAGGUUUGAUCCAGUUUUUUUAACAAAUUGUAUCAUCAACUUGUUUUUUAGCUAUUAUUCGUUUAGGUAUUCCCGGUCUCAAGGGCAAGCAAUCCUUUACAUUGCAUACAUUAAAUACUAAGGCACCAAUCAAUACACCGUUUUAACGAUAUUUUUUUUAUUGUGGUUUUAAUUUUUAAUUGAAAAUGAAAUCAUUUAAAGAAACAUUUUCAUUAAGUUUUACUAUCAAAAUAACUUACAAAAAAGUAAAAAAUAAUUUAAAAGUGCACACUUUUACUUUUUCUUUUAUGUUCAUUGGUACUAUCUCUUAAUUAACCCCUAAUAUAGUAUUAUUACUAUAACUUUUACUAAAGCAAACUUUAUACGAAGUACAAAAAGUAGUAGUUAAGUACUUUCCUGUCGUUUUUGUUCAUAAUUAAUCAGAAAAUCAUAAAAAAAACUUUAGGACAAAGAAAAAAAAAUUUUGUAGAGUCCUGUUAUUUAUUAAACAAAAUGCAUCUUAUUAAAAAAAUCACUCUAGUUUCAAUUUUAUAACGACAUAAACUCGUAACAGAACUUAUAGCUGGACUAAGAUGCUGGACUGAUUUACUAAAUUAUCGUUAUUUAUAGUUUAAACAAGACCAUGAAAAGGAGGCUUAACAACAUCUUCUCAGAUAUUCCACCAUAUUUGAUAAAGACGAUUCUAAACCAGAUGGAACCAAAAUUGUGAAACAUUUCAUUGACACCGGAGAUUCAAGGCUCAUCCAACCUUCUCGUAAGUAAAUAGCAAGUCAAACCAUACGUGAAAUAAGCGUUAGCAGUGUAAUUGAACCAUCAGCGAAACCAUUUAGUUCACCUGUAGUAAUUAUGAAGGAAAAGAUGACAACAUAAGGUUCUAUAUGGACUACACAAAGUUGAGUGAUGUCACGAAGGAAGACAUUUAUCCAUUUCCUAGAAUCAAUUACACUCCGGACUCGUUGUAAGGCAAGAAUUGAUCUGGUGGAUUGCUGGAGGUAAACGAAGCCUAAGAAAAUUCGGCUUUCAGAGUUGGAGAUGGCCUAUCGCAAUUCACCGUAAUGCCAUUUCGUUUAUGUAACGCUCUGCCACUUUUGAGAGACUUAUGAACCAAUUAUUGAAAGUAUUGCACUGGAAGACAUGUUUGGUGAACCUAGACAAUAUCAUCGUAUUGGAUAAAAGAUUUGAUGUAUGUAU